AUGGCAGCCCAGGAGUUGGGAAGCAGCCUCUGCAGGGAGGGGGACCAGCACCUGGCCCUCGGAGAGCCCCCGCUGGCCACGGCCUUCUACCUGGCCGCCUUCAGCUGCCACGCACCCUCGGCCGUGCACAGCGUGCGGACGGCGCUCGCCGAGGCCCGGGGUGCUCCGGUCGUGGCCACCCUGGAGGCCUGGUGCCGCGGGGACAGCCGGAUCCCCACCAUCCACUGGGACGGCAUGGCAGUGGUCUCACUCACAGGGACGCUGGCCUCCGCCUUCCUCAGCGCCCUCUGCCCGGGCCACCCGGCCGCCGUGCUGCACGCGCUGGCUGGCCUGCUGGCCCGCGGGCGCCAUGAGGAGGUGGCCCAGCGCUGCAGCGAGCUGCUGGACGCCUGCCCCUCUCCUGCACUGGAGCUGCGGCUGAGCCGUGCCCUGGCCUGGGUCCUGUCCGGGGCGCGGGCCGCCGAUGGCCUGGCCGACUACCUCCGGGCUUUCGCUGCAAGCGCCGACCGCACCCUGGCCUUCAUUCAGGCCCACCAGCGGCCCUACCUCCCAGCGCUCAUCCGCGCCCUCCAGGACCACAUCACAGAGUUGUCGGGGACCGAGGACCACGGCGGCCAGCAGGACACGGACUGCCAGCAGCUCCUGGAGGCGCUGGACCCCAGGGGCUCAUCCAGCGCGGCCCUGUCCCCAGAAGCAUUGCUACGGAGAGGCCGCUAUGCAGACUGCCUGGCCAUGUGCAGCCGGGCCCUGCGGUCGGCACCUGUGGGCAGCAGCCAGGGUGAGCGCCUGGCAGCCCUGCUGGUCACCCGCGCCGCCGCAGCCUUCUUCCUGGACGGCCAGGCGCAGGACACGCUGCGGGAUCUGCAGGAGGCCUUCCGCGAGAACCCCGCGGCCGCACGCCGGCAGUUCCAGGCCGUGCUGUCCGCCCGGGACCAGGAGCGCCUCAGGGCUCAGGCACGAGAGGCCGCAGACCUGGCCUUCGCCCGCUUCCAGGAAGCCGUGCGAAAGCGCGCCGAGCUCCGCCAAGACGCGGAUCGCGAGCUGCUGGCUCCGGCCACCUGCGCGCUCCGAAUCCUGCUUCGCGUGGCGCCGGCAGCGGAGCGACCUGCGCUGGGCGCCCGACUGGCCGAGAGCCUGCUGCUGGCAGGGGACGUGACCGCAGCCCAGGCUCUGUGCGAGCGCCUGCUGCGGCCAGCCGGCCCUGGACAGCGCGCCGCCGGGGAGCGCGCGCCGCUGCUGGCACUGCGCGGCUUCUGCGCGCUGCACGCCGGCGACGCGCCGGGCGCCCGGGAGGACUUCCAGGCGGUGGUGGAGCAGGGGGCACCCCACCCGGGCGGCUGCGUGCGCGCCCUGUGCGGCCGUGGACUGCUGCGGGUGCUGGCGGGCAGCGCCUUCCUGGGCGCGCUGGACUAUGUCACCGCGUGCCGGCUGCGGCCCGACGAGGCGCUGCUGGCCGCCAAGGCCUUGGUGCCCUGGAAUCAGCGGGGACUGCUGCGGACCGUGCUGCAAGAGGAAGGCCGCGGGAUGCUGCAGCGCAGGUCGGGCUGCCCCGGCCAGGCCGCGGGGAUGGACGGCAGCGCGGAGCAGGAGGGGGACGCCCGUGGCGUGUACCUGCUGGCCUCACUGCUGCUACAGCUGGACGCAGAGGAUGAGGCCGCCCACCUGCUGGCGGCUGACGCCCUGUACCGCCUGGGCCGCCUGCAGGAGGCUCACCAGGCCCUACGGCUGGCACUGACACGGAGGCCCCAGGCGGCCCCGGUGCUGGCACGGCUGGCACUGCUGCAGUUGCGCAGGGGCUGCCUCUGCGAUGCCUCCCAGCUGGUGAAGAAGCUGGUCCAGGCCGGGGACACAGCCUGCCUGCAGCCCACCCUGGACGUCUUCAGUGCCGAGGACCGGCAGCUGCUUCAGGACCACUGCCACACACAUGCCCUGGCCAUCCUGCGGGCCGGGCCGGGCGCGACUGACAGCAGGGCCCACACCCGGGAGGCCAUCGCCUACCUCUCUCUAGCCAUCUUCGCAGCAGGUAGCAAGGCCAGCGAGUCCCUCCUCGCCCGAGCCCGCUGCUAUGGCAUCCUGGGCCAGAAGAAGACGUCCAUGUUGGACUUCAACGCCGUGCUGCGAGCCGAGCCGGAGAACGUGCCGGCUCUAUGUGGGCGGGCACUUGUGCACCUGGCCCUGGGCCAGCAGCAGAAAGCCGUGGACGACAUCGUGUUGGCCCUGGGGCUGGACGCGCCCUCCGUGGUGCCCGAGCUGCGCUCUCUGAAGAGAGAAGCCCAGGCCCUGCUGGCACGGGGCCUCCACUCCCACUGCCGAGCCCUCCUGAGCCGGCCUCUGCAGCGCAAGGACACGCAGGCCCUCCUGGCCGUCGGAGAGGCGCUGACCCAGAUGGACGGGGUGCAGCCCAGUGGCCACCUGCUACUGGCCGACACACUCAUGAUGCUGGGCAGCUACGAGGCCGCGGACGCCCGCCUGCAGGAGGCCCUGCAUCUGGCACGCCCGUCGGAGGCGAUCCGGGCCCGGCAGGGCCUGCUCCGGCUCAAGAAGGGAGACGUGCAGGCCGCUGCGCAGGACCUGCAGGGCCUGGCCGAGCCGGACGCGGGGGACCUGGGCUUCCUGCUGCGGCUGCUGGAGACACCGGAGCGGCAGAGCCUGGCCCAGGCUGCUGCCCACGAGGCCAGUGCUCUCCUGGACACGGGACAAAUCAGGCCAGCGCUGGGCUACUGCUCGCUGGCCGUCCUGGCGGGGGGCAGCAAGGCCUGGCACCUGCGUCUGAGGGCCACCUGCCUGGCCCGCCUGGGGGAGUUUGGCCGGGCCCUAAGAGACAUGGAUUCCCUGCUCCAGGACGGGGCAGGAGACAGCAACCUCCCCCAGCGGGCCAAGGACCUGUGCUCCCGGGGGUGCCUGCUGCUGAGCCUGGGGGACGAGGCCGGGGCCACGGGCACCUUCACCCAGGCCCUCCAGCUGGCACCCGCCCCAGCCCAGAGCAGCCUGUGGGAGUGGCCCGGACAGACCCCCACAGCCCACCUGUUCUUGCGGCACGGGCAGCACUGCCUGGAGCAGCAGCGUCCAGCAGAGGCCUGGGCCGCAGCCGAGAGCGGCCUCCUGGUGGACCCCCACCACAAUGGCCUGAAGCGGCUGAAGGCCAGGGCCCGGAGAGAGGCGGCCUCGGGCUGCAGCCUGCACUGA
Molecule: messenger RNA, 3186 nt
Organism: Ochotona curzoniae (black-lipped pika)
Lineage: Eukaryota; Metazoa; Chordata; Mammalia; Lagomorpha; Ochotonidae
Gene: TTC34
Product: tetratricopeptide repeat domain 34
Exons: 8
Coding region: 1-3186 (1061 amino acids)
Molecular function (GO): protein binding
Source: RefSeq, a predicted model, not a curated record